GCGAGACUCGACCUGGGGAUCUAUUAUCUGACAAUCAUUUGUAAUAACCACACUUGCCGUUUCGCGUCUUUCAAUGUUAUUAUGAAGCGCAUAAUAUCCCCAAAAGAAACCCUAAUUGUGUAGUUUGGUUUCAAAGUUUCUCUACAGGCAUUCAUGUGGGUCUGUACAAUAACCAGUUGAUCACAAAUACGUCUGGUACAUAUAAUUAUCAGUAGUAUCGGCAGAUUUCCACUUUUCUCGGCAGAUUUGACCAGUAAAACCAUGGGAGAUGAGGCGAAGGAAGCCAGCAAAGAAGGCAUUUCUCCAUUUGGUAAGCCGUCUGCCCUGCCAUUUGAUUUGUUUAAGCAGCUCAAGACGACAGCAGACGGCCCCUCCAUACGUAAAUUUCAACCUAAAUUGAAGGCCAGAAAUUCAGCACAAAAAUCUUCAUCUGCCAAGGUUCAAAAAAAAAUGGAGAAGGGAAAGAGCAAGAAUGUUGUUCUUCCCAAGGUAGAGGAGCCAUUUUUAGCCUUAAAAAAGGAAGUCCCAAAUGAGAAUUUGUGCGGUAAACAUGGAGACUCUGUUAUGAUGGAUGUGGCAAAGAGAGGAAGUGAAGCCAAAUUGGGGAAGAUGGAAGAUGUGGAGAUGGGUGUCAAAAUUGGGAAGACUGGUGAGGGUAAUGAUGAGGCAUUUGCCAAGCCAGGGGAGGACAAAAUUGUGAGGGAAAUUGAUGUUUAUUUCACACCCGCCAUAGAUCGGGAUACCAAGAUUUAUCUGAUGCAGUAUCCACUUCGGCCAUACUGGCGGCCAUAUGGACUAAAAGAAAAAUGUGAGGAGGUCCAGGUGAGGGUAAAACCAAAUCAGGCAAGGCUCGAAGUUGAUCUGGUUAUGGAUAAAGCCGGGGAAAAUUAUGAUCAUAAUGCAAUCGAACAUCUGAAAAUUACAAAACAGACAUUAACUUCAUCGAAGUCACCGCUUUCAACCAGUUAUGUUCUUGGGAUAUUACAAGAAAAUAAGUUGCACUUGAGUCCUGUCCAUUCAGCUUUGCAGCUUCGGCCCCUCAUAAGUUAUGUGAAUAAAAGAGAAGAGCAUAAAAAGACAGUCUUUGUAGAUGAAGAAUAUGAAGAAGAACCCAACGAGGCUGAGCCAAAACUGGUUCCUCUAAAGGUUCAGCUGAAGAAGGAAACAGAAUUGCAAGAGAAGUUGAGGCUACAAUCGUAUACCUACUUUAAGCAGCUAGAUGAGGCAGAGCCUUGGAUUCCAUUGGAGGCACAUGGUAUUGACAGCCCUGUAACAGAUGGAAUUCGACAGAAAAUUGUUGCUGUUGAAAAUUUUGAAAUACCGUUUAACAUGAACCAGUAUGAGUAUGUCAAUAAACUGGUCUCAGGAAGGAGAAGUACUGGUGUAAAUAAAGAAAACUUUAAAGAAUACGAUAGAAAUGAAAGAUCCUCAAGAAGGCAAGAUAUUCUAUCACCGGGUUUUGCUUGCUUACAUAUGGAUUCAAAGAAACCAAGCUUUGAUGAUGUAGUCCAAUAUACUAAGUUUACAAAAGUCGUUGAGGGUGAUCAAGUUGCACGGAGAGGUGCAGCAAUCGGAGAUAUGCCUGAGAGGAUGAUGUCUGAAGAAACUCGAGCAGCUCUUCCUGGAGUUUUGCGUGAAAUAUUAGCCAAUCGAGUUUGCAAAUGGUCACAAAUUCUCCAAUCUUUGCAAAAUUUUGCAAAAGAAAAGUUGUCUGCAAGAAAACUAAAUUCAAAGGCACUUGCAACUGCAGUAGCUGCUUCAAAGGUGGCAUCAGCACCUGAGGAUGAGUUAAAAAUUGUUAUUGAUCAGAUUGCAACAAAUAUGAAUGGUGUAUACUUUUUAUCUUCUGUAGGGAACAACGAGUUGGAUCCUUUCAGAAAUGUUGUGAUUGAACUUCUCUCAAAGGACACUAGCAGAGCUAUUCGUAAGAUGGACAUAACAAAGGCAUCUAAGAAAGCGCUUGGAAGAGAAGUAUCUAAAUCUGUCUACAGUAAGGUGAUGAAAGAGCUAUGCACAUGGACCGGAGAUGGUUGGGUGUUGAAAACAGGAGAGUGAAGACAGAUCUGGCAUUCUGCUCACUAGAGUAUCUAUUGGAUAACAACAGGUCAACUAAAACAGAGUGCAUAAACUGCACAAUAGCCCUUUAUUAUUGACUGUAUAUAAUCAAAUUCAUGUCGAAUAUUAUUCAAGAAGGGUUGAAUCACUGUGAAAUUGCUUCUUAUAUUGUGUACCAUUAUACCGCUUACAGAAGAUUGGUGAAUCCCAUUACAAGUUUGAGCUUGUUAGACGUUCUCUUGAAGAGUUGUUGAGUAUCUUGGACAUGUUCAUUAUCGAGGAUGAAGAUGUGAGAAGAAAAUGGAAAGGAAUCAUCAAAAUUCUUUUAAAUAAAAAUCGUCAAGUUAUAUUGUUUAUUAAUCAAUUGCUAAUGUUUGGCUAAAAGAACGUGCUUAUUUAAUGGUAAAUAUUUGGAUGAUAUAAU
Cryptomeria japonica (Japanese cedar) is the source of this 2479-nucleotide messenger RNA. RefSeq lists its product as uncharacterized. Gene Ontology annotation, cellular component: nucleus; RNA polymerase III complex. The transcript is spliced from 12 exons. The coding region runs from base 262 to 2055 and encodes 597 amino acids. The record is from RefSeq and is a predicted model, not a curated record. Gene Ontology annotation, biological process: DNA-templated transcription. Lineage: Eukaryota; Viridiplantae; Streptophyta; Pinopsida; Cupressales; Cupressaceae.